UACCAUCCAUAUUUGCAAUUUAUCCACAAACACAACCAUGGCUGAUAAUUCAAAAGAAGAUCACAUGAAACUAGCUCUAGAAGCAUUUAAAAAAGGCCUUUUUCCAUCAGGAAAUGCAGCAGCAAAGGCAUAUGAUGUGCCUCUCUCUACCUUUAAGUCUCAAGUCAAAGGAACCACAUGCUGCAAGGAAUCAGUUGCCAUAUCACUGAAAAUUGACACCUACUGAAGAAAAGACAUUCUCAUAAUGGAUUAUUGAUAUGGGCCAGCAUGGCCUACCUCUACAAAUCUCCACUGUACGCUAUUUGGCACAGUUAUUACUGUCUGCACGGCUAUCCUCCCAGACUGCCUAUGUGGGCGAGUGUUGGGUGACUCACAUGCCAAAUGUGAAGAUCCAGAGCUUAUUAUGGGGUACCCAGUAUAAGCACUUCCGUGAUGCUAUUGAAAAAUAUGGAAUUCUUGAGCAAGAUAUCUACAAUAUGGAUGAAACCGGAUUUCGGAUGGGCAUGACAUCCACAGCCAAAGUUAUAUGUGGUUCAGAGACUCAGGCAAGCAAUGCCAAAGCCUUACAGCCUGGGAAUCGUGAAUGGAGAUAUUGCAUGCUGAUUUUGGAUGGCCAUAGCAGCCAUGCCACUGCAGAAUUCAACAGAUUUUGUACUGAAAUGAAUAUUAUUCCUUUAUAUAUGCCCAUGCCAAAUCUAUCCAGCCUGGAAAUCAUGAGUUGAUUACUAUAAUAAUCACCAUAAAUGCCUCUGGAUCUGUUCUACCCCCGCAGAUUAUUUUGGCCGGGAAAAAGCAUCAAUCUCAGUGGUAUUCAGCUAUUCCAAAGGAAUACAAAAUCAGCAUGAGUGAUAAUGGCUGGAAAAAUGAUAAUUUGGGAUUUGAAUGGCUUCAAGA
This is a messenger RNA of Aspergillus glaucus CBS 516.65, 894 nucleotides long. RefSeq lists its product as uncharacterized. The transcript has 2 exons. The record is from RefSeq and is a predicted model, not a curated record. Bases 258 to 722 code for a protein of 154 amino acids. Gene Ontology annotation, molecular function: nucleic acid binding. Lineage: Eukaryota; Fungi; Ascomycota; Eurotiomycetes; Eurotiales; Aspergillaceae.